AUGUGUGGUAUACUAGGUAUAGUGUUAGCGAAUCAAGACGUUAAUGUAGCACCAGAAUUAUUUGAAGGUGCCAUGUUUUUACAACAUAGAGGUCAAGAUGCAGCAGGUAUUGUAACGUGUGGAUCAAAAGGUAGAUUAUAUCAAUGUAAAGGUAAUGGUAUGGCAAGGGAUGUUUUCACACAAAAAAGAAUGUCAAAUUUGAUUGGAAAUAUUGGUAUUUGUCAUUUACGUUAUCCAACUGCUGGAUCAAGUGCAGGUUCAGAAGCUCAACCAUUUUAUGUAAAUAGUCCUUAUGGUAUUUCAUUAAGUCAUAAUGGUAAUUUGGUCAACUCAAUAGAAUUAAGAAACCAUUUAGAUGAGGUUGUUCAUCGUCACAUAAAUACAGAUUCAGAUUCAGAAUUAUUAUUAAAUAUAUUUGCAAGUGAACUAGAUAAAUUUAAUAAAAGUAGAGUUAAUAAUGGAGAUUUAUUUACUGCUUUAAGUGAAACUAUGGGAAGAAUAAGAGGGGCUUACGCAUGUGUUGCCAUGUUAGCAGGUUAUGGACUAAUUGGGUUUAGAGAUCCAAAUGGUAUUAGACCAUUAUUAAUUGGUGAAAGAGUAAAUAAAGAUAAUUCAAAAGAUUUUAUGAUUGCAUCAGAAAGUGUUGUAUUAAAAGCUCAUGGUUUUAAAAAAUUUAGAGACUUGAAUCCUGGUGAAGCUGUUAUUAUUAAAAAGACUGGUGAACCAGAAUUUAAACAAGUUGUACAACCAAAACUUUUUGCACCUGAUAUUUUUGAAUAUGUUUAUUUUGCAAGACCAGAUUCUGUAUUGGAUGGUGUUUCAGUUUAUAGAUCAAGAAUUGAAAUGGGUAUAAAAUUAGCUGCUAAAAUACAGAAGAUAAUGAAAGAAAAUGAAAUAGAUGUUGUUAUACCAGUCCCAGAUACUGCAAGAACAAGUGCAUUCCAAUGUGCAGUAAGUUUAGGAGUUCCUUAUAGAGAAGGUUUUGUUAAAAAUAGAUAUAUUGGUAGAACAUUUAUAAUGCCCAAUCAACAAGAGAGAAGAUCAUCAGUUAGAAGAAAACUAAAUGCAAUGGAUUCAGAAUUUGAAAAUAAAAAUGUUUUGUUGGUUGAUGAUUCAAUAGUGAGAGGUACAACAUCAAAAGAAAUUGUUGCAAUGGCUAGAGAAGCAGGAGCUAAAAAGGUAUUUUUUGCUUCAUGUGCACCACCAAUUAGAUUCAAUCAUAUAUAUGGUAUUGAUUUAGCAGAUACAAAAGCAUUAGUUGGAUUCAAUAGAUCUGAAGAAGAAAUUUCAAAAGUUAUUGGAGCAGACAAAGUAAUAUAUCAAGAUUUACAAGACUUAAUAGAAUGUUGUAAAACUCCCGAGAUCAAAAAUUUUGAAGUUGGUGUAUUUACAGGUAACUAUAUAACAGGUAUUGAAGAUAACUAUUUACAAGAGUUGGAAAAAAUUAGAGCUCAAAAUCAAAGAUUACAAGAAAUUCAAAAUGGUGAAAAUUUAAAUAAUGGAUUUAGUGUUGAUGCUUGUAUUGAUCAAAGUGAUAUGAUAGAUGUAAAAGCUGAAGUUGAUAUAAGCAUAUACAAUACAGGUGAUCAUUGA
Molecule: messenger RNA, 1593 nt
Organism: Lodderomyces jiufengensis
Lineage: Eukaryota; Fungi; Ascomycota; Pichiomycetes; Serinales; Debaryomycetaceae
Gene: ADE4
Product: amidophosphoribosyltransferase
Exons: 1
Coding region: 1-1593 (530 amino acids)
Biological process (GO): purine nucleobase biosynthetic process; purine nucleotide biosynthetic process
Cellular component (GO): cytoplasm
Molecular function (GO): amidophosphoribosyltransferase activity
Source: RefSeq, a predicted model, not a curated record